CGGACCGCGAGUGAUAACGACGCUGCCAAAUGUGCGUCCGUCCUCGCUCGGCCGGUCCACGCUUGCUAACAUCAUCAUCUCACCCCCGAGAGGCUCACCGUUUUGUAGAACACGAGAUUGGAGUAGAGGCGAACCAGGACCACGCCAUCGUUCCGUCGUGUCCAGGAUCCACCGAGUACCAUCAACCAUCAACCGUCAACCAUCGCACACCACGUCCUCGUCGAAACGUCACGCUACGUCUACUCACUCCAUUAUUAUUAAGCGGUAGUAAAGUGACAAGUCCUGACGUGUGUCUUUGCUUAUAUGUAUCACCUACCACCAAAUAUACUGAUCGUAGUACUCGGUACGUGUGACAACAGACGUCUCUUUGUGCUCGCGGUGUGAUCAUUGUGUUUUUUUUGUUUGUUGUUCCAACAAUCCUUUUUUUAGGUACCUGGGUGAUAACUUUUUGUUGGGUUUUAUCCAGAAACUGAGGCUUUGUUACUGAGUACGCGGGCUGGAUUUACUACAAGUGACACCCCGUAUUGACGGGGAAUUUUGGUGAUGUACGACAGCGGUAGCUGUUCGUACUCGGGGGCGCUGGACUUGAAGGGUGCCUCAGGAACUACGGGUUCAACAGCCACCGGAGUGAGUGUCGCGUCGCCAGGAGUUAAGCAGGAAAACUGGCCGUACAGAGGACUCGCCUGCGGGAGCACCUUUCAGCAGCUUAAGCAGAGCGUCGAGAAGGCCAAGCAGGCACUCGCGGAUCGCGGUGGAUACCUUGCUGGAGCUUUUUCACCGCCUCCACGUGUCAAUCCGUCUACUAUUUCGCCCACUGCCACCAUCACUGAUGCAAGCAGUUCGUACAAAGGUGGCUGGAGUCACGCCACUUCACCGGGUCCCGGCCAGGGCUAUGGAGGCGGAUUGUCGAAAUCUGCUCUUGACACACAUUCACAUCUACGACAACCUGAUCCAUAUCAAAUGUUUGGCGCAACGAGCAGCAGACUGGCGUCCUCGGGGUCUGGGCAGAUCCAGCUCUGGCAAUUUCUUCUAGAACUUCUGUCAGACUCGAGCAACGCAGCGUGUAUCACCUGGGAGGGCACAAACGGGGAGUUUAAGCUCACCGAUCCCGACGAGGUCGCGAGACGCUGGGGCGAGCGCAAGUCUAAACCCAACAUGAAUUACGACAAAUUAUCUCGAGCGCUCAGGUACUACUACGACAAAAACAUAAUGACAAAGGUGCACGGCAAGAGGUACGCGUACAAGUUUGACUUCCAAGGACUAGCUGCGGCGACACAACCGGCGGCGGCGGACCCCGCGGCGUACAAGUACCAGAGCGAGCUCUUUAUGUCGGGGUACGGGCACGCGAAACUCAAUCUGAUGCCUCCCCCGGCAGCUUCGGUGUCAGUUUCGGUCCCCGGUGGUCUUUUCCAGUCGGCCUCCAGCUACUGGAGCAGCCCAAGCGCGAAUCUUUACGCGGGGCACCACACUGCGUCGGGACACGUGCCUCCUCAUCUCGGCACUUACCCCCAUUACGCAUGACCCACCCCCGAGCACUGGGGGGCUCUCGGUACACCGCGUUAAAGCCUACAAUAUCUAACAAUUUUUAUUUUAUUUUUAAUUUAUACAUAUUUAAUUAAUAUAUAUCAAGGGUUUUGCAAGUUGGUGUGCUUUUAAUGGUCGAUUGAUUUUAAUUUUUGACUUUUUAAAUUAUUAUUUAAGCUUCAAAAAAUUUCUCAAACCUCU
Molecule: messenger RNA, 1725 nt
Organism: Cotesia glomerata
Lineage: Eukaryota; Metazoa; Arthropoda; Insecta; Hymenoptera; Braconidae
Gene: Ets65A
Product: transcriptional regulator ERG homolog
Exons: 6
Coding region: 544-1521 (325 amino acids)
Biological process (GO): cell differentiation; regulation of transcription by RNA polymerase II
Cellular component (GO): nucleus
Molecular function (GO): sequence-specific DNA binding; DNA-binding transcription factor activity, RNA polymerase II-specific
Source: RefSeq, a predicted model, not a curated record